This is a messenger RNA of Antechinus flavipes (yellow-footed antechinus), 955 nucleotides long. RefSeq names its product glutathione S-transferase theta-2-like. The transcript has 4 exons. Gene Ontology annotation, biological process: glutathione metabolic process. The record is from RefSeq and is a predicted model, not a curated record. Gene Ontology annotation, cellular component: cytoplasm. The annotation marks the transcript as partial. Gene Ontology annotation, molecular function: glutathione transferase activity. NCBI's taxonomy places the organism in Eukaryota, Metazoa, Chordata, Mammalia, Dasyuromorphia, Dasyuridae.
GCUGUACUUUCUCCUCCUCAGUUCGGCCAUCCUGCACUACCUGAGUCAGAAAUACAACACUCCAGCUCACUGGUAUCCUCCAGAUCUGCAGGCCCGGGCACGGGUGGAGGAAUAUCUGUCCUGGCAUGCCGACUCUAUUCGAGGAACUUUUGGUACAAUGCUAUGGAUUCAGGUGCUUGGCCCGCUUGUUGAUGUCCACGUGCCCAAGGAGAAAGUGGACAGAAACAUAGCCUUCAUGACCCAGCUCCUGCAACAUCUGGAGCAGAAGUUCCUGCAGGACAAGCCUUUCCUCGCUGGUGACCACAUCUCCUUCGCGGAUCUGAUGGCGCUAGAGGAGCUGAUGCAGACCGUCUAUGCUGGUCAUGAUGUCUUCAAAGGGCGGCCCAAGCUGGCAGCUUGGCGUGGGCGGGUGGAGGCCACCUUGGGGGAAAAGCUGUACCAAGAGACCCGGGAAGCCAUCCAUAAACUCUGUACAGAUCCUAGUGCCUUCAAGGACAUCCCUUCAGCCAUGCAGGAAAGGAUGAAGUUACGUCUCAUGAAGAUCCCCUAAUCCAAGACAUUCCCAAACAAUGCUGUCUGUACUCUGGCCUACCUCCUUCCUCUUCAUCCUCACUCCAGAUCCUGGAUCCUGCCCCUGGGGCAUGGGACUCUGAUGAACUCUCUCCAGAGCUUCAUUACACUUUCCAACUAUUUCCAAACUAUAUGGUUUCAUGUAUUUUACCCCCACCUCAUGGCCUAAUUCCCCUUUUUACCCUCCCAUUAGUGCAUAAAUUUGUUGAUGUCUGGGACAGUCUUGUUUGCUUACUUUUGUAAUCCAAGCAUUUAGCAUAGUGCCUGAUGUAUAGGAAAACCGAAUAAAUGCUUUUUUGAUUCAUUUGUUUAUUCCUCUAUUCAUUAAUUCUUUUCUCUCUUUAUAAUGUAUAGAAAUAAACAAUUUCAUUGAUUAAUCACUCAA